UUCCUGCUUCAACUGCACAUGGUAUCCAUCCGUCUGUCUGUCUAAUAGUAAUGCAGGGUUUAAAGAUGGCGUCAGCUGUCCCUGUUGUUGCUGUACGAGGUUCCACUGGUAUCAGCGUGAACCAGGGACCUCCAAGCUAUGAACUUAUGUCAGGGUUCAAGCGAGAUGACAGCAAGGUAUGUCGUGCUAUGCUCUUCAGUCCGCAAGGAGAAUAUUUCGCCUGGGCUAAUGGCACUAACAUUAAUGUGGUUUCUACAAAAACUUGGACUGUGCUGACUACCAUUCCCUCACCCAAGACCUACUGCAUACAUUUCUCUCCUAAAGGGACAUACCUUAUGUCGUGGCAGCCGUUUACAGUGUCAAAUGCCAAUCCUAAUGGUGGGCCAAACAUGUUUAUCCACAAGUCUGACAGUGGAGAAUUGAUUGCAUCCUUUAUACAUAAGAAACAAACUGACUGGGAACCACAGUGGAGCUUCGACGAGUCGGUGUGUAUACACAACGUGAACAACGAAGUAGCCUGUUAUGCAGGAGCACAAUUCGAAAAGCCAGCCCACAAGUUACAGGGUCAGAAGGUGGUGAGCGUCAGUCUCUCGCAAGGCAAUGCUCCCUUUCAUUUACUCUGUUAUGUUCCAGGCAAGCCAGGUCAGCCCUCUUUCAUCAAGCUGUUCCAGUACCCUAAGUUUGAUACACCUGUUGCCAGUAAAACAUUUUUUCAGUCUGACAAAGUGGAGAUGUGGUGGAAUCGCAAGGGCACUGGCGCUUUGGUGAUGGCAAGUAUGGAGGUUGACAAAACCGGAUCAUCCUAUUAUGGCAAGCAGUCUCUACUUUUUGUCUCCGUCAAAGGAGACACAGCCAUGGUCGUUCUUGGUAAGGAAGGGCCUAUCUAUGCAGUGUCAUGGAGUCCUCUGGGUACAGAGUUCUGUGUGGUCUAUGGUUUCAUGCCAGCCAAGGCCACUCUGUAUAACCUUAAGUGUGAACCUGUCUUCAAUCUUGGAUCUGGCUCCAGGAACAGCAUCUACUACAAUCCUCAUGGCAACAUUUUGUUGCUGGGAGGUUUUGGCAACCUUAGUGGACAAGUCGAAGUGUGGGAUGUCACUAGUCGGAAACUGAUCAGCAAAUUGGAGUCUCCGGACACAACAUUAUUACACUGGUCACCAGAUGGGGAACACUUCAUGACAGCGACGACUGCACCCAGACUCAGGAUGGGAAAUGGAUUCAAGAUUUGGCACUACACGGGAGCCCUUCUGUAUGAACGCCCUUGGAACAAGCAGGAGGAGCUGUGGGAAGUGUUGUGGCAGAACUUUCCCUCUGGGGUUUUCCGUACGCCUGCCAUCACUACCAAGAGUGUGGAGGGUAUCCAGCCUAGCCAACCUCAAGCCUCAAAACAAGCUUAUAGACCACCCUCUGCAAGAGGCAAAGAGAUCAAUUUCAAAUUGCACGAUGAUGAAGAUGUUCCUUCAUCUGUCAGUGAAACAGCUUCAAAUCCUUCAAAAGCUGCUCUGAAACUGAAAAAGAAGCGAGAAGCUAAGAAGGCUGCCAGACAACAGGCAGUGGAAAAUGGAGAGAUUACAACCAACGGUGUACCAGCACCUUUUAGACCUUCUAUCCUCUCGGAGGAAAUCACUACGGAUGAUCCAGAGAAACUGAAAAAAAUCAAGAAACUAAAAAGUAAAUUGUUGGAGAUAUCAAGACUGAAAGAACAGAAAGCAAAUGGAAAAGUAUUAGAAAUUAACCAAAUUGAGAAGAUGAAAAAGGAAGAUCAGUUGAUAAAGGAGUUGCAGGAACUAAGCUUGUGAUAACACGCCAACAUCCCCUCGUGCGCUUACUGCUUACCCAU
Homalodisca vitripennis (glassy-winged sharpshooter) is the source of this 1837-nucleotide messenger RNA. RefSeq names its product eukaryotic translation initiation factor 2A-like. The transcript is spliced from 15 exons. Gene Ontology annotation, molecular function: protein binding; ribosome binding; tRNA binding. Gene Ontology annotation, biological process: translational initiation. Bases 51 to 1796 code for a protein of 581 amino acids. Gene Ontology annotation, cellular component: cytosolic small ribosomal subunit. The record is from RefSeq and is a predicted model, not a curated record. NCBI's taxonomy places the organism in Eukaryota, Metazoa, Arthropoda, Insecta, Hemiptera, Cicadellidae.